AUGGAUGUAGCUAAUAGACCCUUACCUAUGGAUUUUAUGAAGCGGAAAUCGAAACAAGCACCAAUAUUGUGGAUUGCCAAGAAUUGUCAUGCUUCUAGUGGACGGGAAAAGUAUAUCAGUGAACUUAUGAAAUAUAUCAACAUCGAUUCUUAUGGAGACUGUUUGAAUACAAAACCUUUUCCACCUGACAAGACUCGUGAACAAUUGAUGGCCGAAUACAAGUUCUAUCUAGCUAUUGAAAAUGCAAAUUGUGAUGAUUAUGUGACGGAAAAACUCAUGGAUACCUUGAAAUUCUCUGCGGUACCAAUUGUAGAUGGACCAAAUUCUUAUGAUGGCUAUUUACCCAAUCAACGAUCUGCUAUUAGAAUGGAUGCUUAUCCUGAUCCUCGCGAUUUGGCAAAAUAUAUACGAUUUUUAGAUGAAAAUGAUGAUGCCUAUCUCGCUUACCUGAAAUAUAGAAAGGACGCAUUAAUCAAACCACCUAAGGAUCGGCUGGACUCCUCUUUUAUCUCGCUUUGGAGCGAUCAGACAGCGCAUGAUUAUAGAGUUAGUUGGUGUUCUAUUUGUCGACACAUGGUAACUACUUGGGAUGAAAGACACAACAACAAAAAUAUCAAAUCAAACAAUUCACAAAAGGAGGAUCGAUUUUUAGUGGACAAUUCUUGUAUGAUGGAACCAAAAUGGGAUUAUGCAGCCAACGGACCACCCUAUCAAUCAUAUUCAUGGAUACCAACUGAAAAGGAUGAAUUUGCUUAUGAUGUCUUGACCCCACAACAAGAACGACAAGAACAAGAAGAAGAGAAAGUUGACUCUGAAUUAUUGUUGCCUAAUGAUGACGGACUGAAUGAAGGCCAAGUUACUCUAUUAGGACUUCUUUGUAUCAGUUUCGCGGUGAUUUGCUUUGUUAUUCGGAUCGCAUAUCAAAGGAACAAGAAACUGAGACGAUAA
This is a messenger RNA of Halteromyces radiatus, 948 nucleotides long. RefSeq lists its product as uncharacterized. Gene Ontology annotation, cellular component: membrane. Gene Ontology annotation, molecular function: alpha-(1->3)-fucosyltransferase activity. Lineage: Eukaryota; Fungi; Mucoromycota; Mucoromycetes; Mucorales; Cunninghamellaceae. The transcript has 2 exons. The record is from RefSeq and is a predicted model, not a curated record. Bases 1 to 948 code for a protein of 315 amino acids.